GCCACUCGUAAGUCACCACGAUGCAUGUAAUAAUCUUAUAUUUAUCUAUAUUUCCAUAAAUUUUAAUAAAAUUUGAUAUCUUACACACUUAACAGUUAACUAGACACAUAGUAAGUAUACAUAAUGCACUCGGUCGGUUCCAUGGAAUUGGGCAUAGGUGCCGGGACGGAGAAGGAUGACGUUCGUAUUGCACUGUUCGAUUGCGCGUAGGUAUAAUUUUGACGAGAAAAACGCGGUCGUGCCUUAUAUAAUAUAAUACGAUGGUAUAUUAUACCAUUACACGUCAUGAUAAUAUAUCAUUAUUAUAUAUCUAACGAACCUAUAUAUGUAUGAAAAUAAUGUAGAAUAAUAUAAUGGUAACACCGCGGCGGUGGCGGUUGGACAAUGACCGCGGUUCCGUUAUGACCGUGGAAACCCCGCCGAGCGCCGCCGCCACCGCAGUUUUCUCGACGGAAGAGGUAUUCAAAACCUGUAAAAAUACGGUUUAUUUAUUUUCGUACGAUUUUUUUUUUCCGUCGUUCGAUUGUUCGUUCCAUUAUUUCGCUCGCGAUCGUUGUGGCCGCCGAUAGGAAAACGAACGAAAAAAAAAUACACACCUAGAAUAACGAUUAUAGAACGAAUUAUAAUAAGUAUACCAGCAGCAGCUGCGCUAUACCUAUAUAAUGCCUUCCUCCGUCGUCAUCGUCGUCUAUAGUUAGUAUUGUUGUGCAUUGGAAAUAAUUUCGUUUUACCGUAUUAUGCUUGGCAUAAAUCACGUAGCACACCUCCCCACCACCUGCACAGCCACUACCGCCGCCCUGCCGACGACGACGAAUAGUCGCUCGGAGAGCACACGACGCGCGCGGCCAACGCUGACAGUUUACGCGCACGUGUCGUACGGGAUGGUCUCCAAUGUCGUCGUCGUCGUGUGACGUUCUCGUACAGUACAAUAACAACAAUUUAAUAAUUUAUUCUUAUGUGUGUUUGUGUGUGGGAGAUUAUCACAACAUUACAGUAAAGUUAUAAUAAAAUUAUUAUUUUCGUAUUAAUAUUUAUUAUCCGCUUCGUGUGCGCGUGUGACGGCAGCGUAUCCGACGACAACCCAGCCGGUCCUAGUUGUAAUAACUCGAUAUUAUUAUAAUAUCAGAAAAUAAAUUUGAUAUUAUUAUUAUAUUGAAUGGGGAAGAUGUCUUCGGGCACCACGGCUGCCGCCGCAGCCGCCGACGAGAGGACGAUGACCGCAAAGGAUAUCCGCCUCCAGCUUAACGAACAUCUACGAUGUCUGGACAGCCGAGUCGAAGCACAAGUAUCCUUGGUAUCCGAACUUCAAGAUUACUUCAGAAGGCGGGCCGAGGUAGAAAUGGACUACAGCAAAAGCCUGGAUAAAUUAGCUAAGAGCUUACAACUUCGCCACAAAGAACAAAAACAAAAGAGAGAACAGUGGUCGUUGUUUACCAGCUACUCGUGUUGGCAGCAACUGGUGUUGCAAACAAAAAAUCUCAGUAAAGAUCACGGAGCGCUCAGUGAGCUUUAUUCCACUCAUCUAGUCAGCCGAUUGUCUCAGGUCACUGAAGAUGUGCAAAGGAUAUACAAAAGAUGCCGGGAGAUUUGUUAUGAAAUCCACGAGGAAAUAUUACGGGUUCUCCACGAACUGCAUACCACCAUGAAAACGUAUCAGUCGUAUCAGACGGAAGCCAAACAGGCAGAAGCGAAGCUUAAAGUGGCUGAAAAUCAAAGACUGAAAAUCGAACAGGCAGUUCCUAAAGAAAAACUCGAUAAGUCAAAAAAAGUUAGACUUAUCGGGAAAGAAGUUCAAAAAAGAAAGAACAAAUACUUCGAUGCCAAACUCAAAGCAUUGAAAGCUCGCAAUGAGUACAUUCUGUGUCUGGAAGCAACCAAUAGCACCGUGCACAAAUACUUUGUCGACGACUUAUCCGAUCUAAUGGACUGCAUGGAUUUUGGAUUUCACCACUGCGUGACCAAAGCUUUAAAGAUGCAAACAUCGGCGGAAGAAGGCCGCAUUCAUUCCAUGCAAGCUGGACUAGACGCUACUAACCUAAUUGUCUCAGCUAUGGACUCCGGUGUGGACAAACAACGAUUUUUAGAAUUUAACCACACUGCGUUCAUGAUACCUAAGAAAUUUGAAUUCCAAGGGCAAAAGGAUGAGUAUGCGGAACCAGAAUUGCAAAAAUUGCUCUGUGCUGAUAUGGAGACGAGGUUGGAACAGCUGAAUCAGAGAGUUACGAGCCUGCACACGGAAUCGGACGAGGUGUGGAAAACACUCGCCACCGCUGAAAAAACUCUUUUGGAGAUGCUUACUGCCAACGACUACGACUGUAGCAAUUAUUUCGGCGAAAAAGCUAUUCCGACAAGCAAACCACCGGAAACCAUUAGUAUUAAGUUGCGAGCAGACAAACACGAGACUGAAGAAUUUUAUCUAACCAAACUACGCGAUUAUCUCAUGAGAACGAGUCGAAUCGUACGUCUAGAUGCCAAACAGCAGCACAUUAGCGAAACGUUAACGUCCAUAUGUUGCAAGCGUCCCCAAAAUGGCAACGUCGAUUCGACGCCCGCUAAACUGACACCUCAGCGACCGUUGCACAAACCGAUUGUCCGGAGGAAGAGGAUCGGCAGGUUACAGAUGAACGGUCAACCAAAACUAUUUGGCGGGUCACUGGAAGAAUAUUUGGAUGCGACGAAUCAAGAGAUACCGCUGGUAAUCAAGAGCUGUAUUCGAGUGAUAAACUUAUACGGUCUUCAUCAUCAAGGAAUCUUCAGAGUGUCCGGUUCACAGGUGGAAAUCAACAAUUUUAAAGACGCGUUCGAGAGGGGCGAAGACCCGCUUGCUGAUAUGACGGACGCCUCUGACAUAAACUCCGUGGCCGGAGUGUUGAAAUUAUACUUACGUGAACUCCGAGAACCUUUGUUCCCAAUUAUUUAUUUCGAUCAAUUUAUGGAACUUGCCCAACUCGAAUCACGUCAUAAAUUUGUUUUGAAGAUUAAAGAACUCGUUCAAAGCUUUCCAAAUCAAGUGGUUGUCAUGUUGAGAUAUUUAUUUGCGUUCCUAAACCAUUUGUCGGAGUUCAGUGACGAAAACAUGAUGGAUGUUUACAAUUUGGCCAUUUGUUUUGGUCCGACGUUAGUGCCGGUCCCCGAAGAAAAAGACCAAGUUCAGUACCAGAACCUGGUCAACGAUCUCAUAAAAAAUAUUAUUCUAUUCCACGAAGACAUAUUCCCGUCGCUGUCGGAUAUCGGUGGGCUUGUGUACGAAAAGUACAUAUCCCGUGAGCCCGAUGACGUGGACGUGGGCGAUUCACCUUCUGACCAUACCACAGAGGACAUCGACUCUGAGGUUUACCCAUCAGAAGACGAAUGUGAAAGUCUCGAGGCUACAGCACAGCAUGAUUUUGUUGCUCGAUCAGAACGGGAAUUAAGUUUCAAGAAGGGUGAAACUAUUGCUCUUCAUACACAAGUUUCUGGAGAUUGGUGGCGUGGUUGUGUCAACGGACGAGAAGGUCUUAUACCAGACAAAUAUAUACUUCUUAAGAUCAGGGAUGAAGAACGCGAGAAACCUGCGGCCGAACCCUGCGCCAAGUCCAUCACGUCCUCAGACGAUUCGACCAGACGGCGGACGUCCAGCUCCAACGACUCGGUGCUGUCCGAGUCCGCUGCUUCCGGUUACUCGUCGCCGCCGCUGGCCGACGUUCCGUGGCCACCGAACUCGGCGGGCUCCGGGACAGUGGCCAGUGGCCGGAACUCGGCGUCGUCUUCGCCCCACCGCCGGGCCGUAGCCGACGCGCCCACUCACGAGAUGGGCAGCACCGACAGCUUGGACUCGGGCAAAGACUCGGCGUUGGACUCUGAGUCGCCACUGCACGAGGGCAUCCCGAGGGCCGUCGCCCCGUGCAAGCAGCAGCUGCCGAUCGCGGAAGGACGUCGGAAGAGAGCGGAAAACUACUCGGCGUCAUCGCCGCCACCUGUAGCGGCCCGCGAACAUCACAACCGGUCCAAGUCGGCGGACUGCUGCGGCGUCGGCGGCGGGGACGAGGACGGUUCGCGGGCCAGGACGCACGCCAAGAGCCUGAGCCUGGGCGACGACUCGUUCGACCACAAGAUCCAGCUGUGGCGGAAGCGGGCCGACUCGCAGGGUUCCAUCGACCGAAAGCCGCUGCCCGCCGUCCGGCAUCAGCUCCAGCAACACGCCACUGACAUGAAGGGUACCGGUGGCGCCCCCGAUCUGGUCAUGGACCUUCCGGCCAGGAAUCCCGGUGGUGGAGCAGCUCCGCAGGACGCGUCCGUGGUUCCGACCCAAGAACCCGACAGCCCGGACAUGGGCACGGCCGCUGAGCGUUUCGCCAAGCAGAACCAGUGCACGUUGAAGAAGUACAGCAAACCGUUGCCCGCGGUGCCGCAGCUGACCAACGGUGGCGGCGACAAGCCCGAACUUCCGCCCAAGUCGACCAAGCCUCCACUCAAGGCCAAGCCGCAGAUAUUCAAAAAACCAGUCUUCCUUGCGGCCAGCAAGGCGUGCAACGACGGGCCAUCACCACCACACCACCCUUAGUAGUACCUAACCAUACCUACCAUGUAUGACCGCAACCGGUGGUGUAACUUCCGGUUUUAGUUUCCGAAACUCGUAACGUCCUCCCUCACACAAAAUAUAUUGACAUAUUUGUACGACCGCCGACAACUAAUAACAAUAAUAAAAUCUACUUAAUUCCUUGUGUAUACCAUUUAAGUAGGGGUACCUAUCCACACUCUAGCAACUGUGAUCUGUGAUCCUUCUUAGUUACGCGACUGUGCGACCACUCGUCGACCCACCCCUAACUAUAUAUGCAAAUUAGUAUAUACUAUCAAUGUGUUGUCCAGUCAAAUCCGAUGGGGAAAUACUUUUGACAUACAACGGUCGUCCCUGCAGUAUCAACAUUAUAUAAUAAUAUUAUAAUACCUACUUGGCUACUUCACCUGCAGACGUGAUAGUUUUAUACAUUAUCCACGAUAGCAUUGUACUCGUAUAAUGAAAUAAUAAAAUUUAUAAUCUUUGAUAAACGGUCAUUCCUUUUUAAUAUCAUUCUUUUUUAAAAUAUUAAUAAUAUAUUAUGAUAUAUAUAUAUUUAUUUAAACAUUAUUUUUUAAUCGAUAUUAUAUUAUUAUACUAUAUAUUAUAUUACUACAA
Messenger RNA from Acyrthosiphon pisum (pea aphid), 5155 nucleotides. Its product is annotated as SLIT-ROBO Rho GTPase-activating protein 1. Gene Ontology annotation, molecular function: protein binding. Bases 1157 to 4543 code for a protein of 1128 amino acids. The transcript has 13 exons. The record is from RefSeq and is a predicted model, not a curated record. Lineage: Eukaryota; Metazoa; Arthropoda; Insecta; Hemiptera; Aphididae. Gene Ontology annotation, biological process: signal transduction.